Messenger RNA from Colletotrichum siamense, 3429 nucleotides. It is a transcript of the gene tnaA, whose product is annotated as Tryptophanase. Gene Ontology annotation, biological process: alkaloid metabolic process; amino acid metabolic process. NCBI's taxonomy places the organism in Eukaryota, Fungi, Ascomycota, Sordariomycetes, Glomerellales, Glomerellaceae. Bases 1 to 3429 code for a protein of 1142 amino acids. The transcript has 4 exons. Gene Ontology annotation, molecular function: transferase activity, transferring alkyl or aryl (other than methyl) groups; lyase activity. The record is from RefSeq and is a predicted model, not a curated record.
AUGAUUUCCCGUCGUUUUUCCGCACUUCUGUUUCUUCUGGGUUCCUUGGUCACCCUGCUCUCUGCACAACCUGUUCGACCCUUUGCUGGAAACUCUGCAUACGCGGUCGACGCCGAAGAGAACAAAGAAGAGGGGCGAUGGGGCUUCAGUGUGUACGCAGAUGGUUACACAGCCAAGGACGCAAAUGGCAAGGUGUUGCCCGUUGAUACCCUCAUGGUCAACACGGUGUCCAAACGCCUGACCGUCAUGAAGGCAAUGAACGGAGACGACAAGACGGACCCUCGACUGAAAAUGCGCCAGGUUCUCAAGGCGUGCUGGGAGAUGACUGGUCUCAAGCCUUCCGAGCUGAAGACCGUGAUGGGAUCGAAAAUCAGUAACACCAACAUGCAAGAAGCCCUAGCCUCUUGCCGUACCGAUUUGAAGCUCAAAGAGACGGAUUCAUUCACGGUCACCAGCACCGAAACGGAACCUGAGCGCAAGAAAUGUUGGGAGACUGUUGGCAAGACCAUCUUCUCGUCGGCUAUUCAAGGUGCCAUUAGGGACUUCGAUAUCAACAAGGAGCUUCUUGAGCUUGAGUUCAAACAAACACUCCGUGGACAAAAUCUUGCCUACUCUCAGCAUGUCUCCCUUAUUGCCCCUUCUCAUAAUAUCCUGGUCGUUCACCCGCACAUCGCUAUCACCUCUGAAGAGCGUGAGGAAGUCUUACGCUCCGUCGAAUACAAUGUCUUUGUCUUCCCCGCAGCCCUCCUCACCUGCGAUUAUCUCUCCGAUUCGGGCACCUCGGCCAUGACUGAUGUUCAGUGGGCAGCGAUGCUCAGGGGUGAUGAGAGUUAUGGCCGCAACUCAGGCUACUACUGCCUCCUUGAGGCCUUCCGCGAUGUCUUCGAGCGUGGUGAAGAUCAUCGAUCUGUCUUCAAAGAUGUCCUUGCCGGCACAGCUGACAGCACUUUCUACCGCGAGAUAUUUCUCAAGGAGAUCUGUGGCGGAUUCGUGAAUGGCGGCCCUCUCCAGCUUAUCCGUCCGAACUUUUUCAUUUUGCCCCAGGGGCGGUGUGCCAAAGUAUUGCUCUUCUCUACCUUGAGCGACACACUGUGUAACAUCGACACCGAUCCCCGCAACGUCAGUAAUCUGCCAGCUCUUAUUAGUAACGCAUUCUUCGACGCCACGGCUGCGAACGCUGCGGCGGCUGGCUUUCAGUUGCACACAUUCACUCAGCCCGGGCUCACCGACCCCUUCCCAGCCGAACAGGUCGGCGUUAAAAAUCCGUUCAAAGGGAACCUGGACAUCGAGAAGGUGUCGGCAUUCCUUGGUGCUGGUGGGAAUGCUAGCCGCGUGGCCAUGCUUCUACUUACAAUCACCAACAAUUGGGCCGGAGCGCAGCCAGUUUCCAUGGGCAACAUCAAAGCUGCAGCUGAGUUAGCAAAGAAACAUAGCUUGCCCCUUUUCUUCGACGCCUGCCGAUUUGCAGAGAAUGCCAAGUUCAUCCAGGACUUUGAGGCUGGAUAUCAGGACAGAAGCAUCCCACAGAUUGUCCAGGAGAUGUUUGCGUACGCAGACGGCUUUACUAUUUCUCUCAAGAAGGAUGGCCUGGCGAAUAUGGGUGGUGCACUAUGUUUCCGAGACCAGGGCAUCUUUCCGAUAAGAUUCGGUGCAGACAUCGGCAUUCGCUUGAAGGAGAGACAGAUCAUGUGUUACGGGAAUGACUCCUACGGGGGUAUGAGCGGUCGCGAUGUCAUGGCUGCCGCUGUCGGGCUCUACGAGGUCACCAAGGAGACGUACCUAGCCGACCGAAUCGGCCAAGUCAAGAAAUUCGCCGAGGGCUUGAUCGCCAAAGGUGUUCCUGUUCUCCUGCCACCCGGCGGCCAUGCUAUCUAUCUCGAUAUGGAUGGCUUCUUUGCCGACUGUGGGAGGUCUUACGGCGAGUUCGCCUCCGUCGGUUUCACCUUGGAGCUGCUCAAAGACUAUGGCAUCCGAGCAUGUGAAGCUGGUCCUUUCGGGUGGGAGUGGGACAAGAAAGAAAGCAUUACGCAAGACAGAGACAACAUUCCCAAUUUGGUCCGGUUCGCCGUCCCGCGGUACGUGAUGUCGGAUAGACACAUCGAAUACACCAUUGCCGCCGUAUCGCAGCUCCACCAAAGACGCCAUAGUAUCCCUGGAGUGAGGAUCACCCGAGGAAAAGAGUUAAGGAUGAGAGUGUUCCAGAGCGGGUUGCAACCUGUCCCCGUUCUCUCGGGGUUGAGCUCCCCGACCGAUGUUGGAACUUUCAAGAGCGAGGCCUGGCACGACAUCCAAAAGCUUUUUGAUGCUCUUCAUCUAGAUGAUCAAGCUUUGAAAAUGUUCUAUCAUGCUUUCGAUGUACCCAUGCAGGGCUGGGGUCAUCUGCCAGCAUCUGAGCCACCUUUCGGGUGGAAGUCGGAUGCAAGCCUCAAUCUUUGUCCAUUCGAGUACUCCGUUGCCAUUGAUAAGGCGACCGGGAAAGCUCAGCUACGCUUCCUCAUAGAAAACCAGGCAGAUGAGGCAACUCUUGAGGCCCACCAACGAAGCGCUUUGCAACUAAAUAAUGAGACACAACGCAUACAUCCGAAUGCAGUCUCUCUGGAUCGAUUCAACCAUAUCAAAGAUACCUUCUUUCCCUCAGGGGCGGAAGCACAAGGAACCUUUGUAGGGUGGCACAGCUUUGUUGCUGAAGAAGGCCCUCGUCCGGGAUGGAAGAUCUACCUGAACGCCAAUGCUCAGGGAGAAUCCCGGGCCCCAGCAGUUGUCCGCGAAGCCCUCAACAAACUUUGUAUGCCACAAGCUUGGGCUCCUCUUGAGAAAGUCUUACUGCCAGGGAACAAGCUCAUGUAUCUUUCACUGGAUCUGUGCCCUGGCUCUCAAGCCCGAGUCAAGAUUUACGUGCAGCAUUUCGGCGCAACGGCCGCGGAUCUAUCGCAGGCGGCCUCCAUCGUUGGCCCCGACAUUGUUGGUGCAUCUGAUCCCGAAAUACUCCAUUUCUGUACCGUUCUGAGUGAUGGUUCUGAGGGGCCAUACGAGGGCAAGGGGCCGAUGACUUGUUUCAGUUUCAUUGCGGACGGUGAGGACGUGAAGUCAGAGGUGGCAGUGUACUUCCCUGUUCAUGAUUACGCCUCCGAUGAUGCUGAGAUCCGCAACCGGAUAGAGACCUACUUGGGGACUGCUGAUGAAAAGGCUCUGAAGACGUAUCAGAGAGUACUUGAUGCCGUCGCUCAUCGGCCUCUGCAGGAUGGCCGGGGAAUUCAUGCAUGGGUUGGGUUGAAGAUGACGAGAAGCCGGGGGUCCGUAGUGACCUUCUAUCUGGCUUCUGAGAUGUUUGGCAAGUUGUCAAAGAGGCUAUCAAAGUGCUUUGAUGACGGUAUCAUAACGAUCAUGCGUAAUUUUAGGAGCCAUGAGAUGCUGCUCCGCAUCGUCUGA